Salvelinus fontinalis (brook trout) is the source of this 3218-nucleotide messenger RNA. RefSeq names its product pre-B-cell leukemia transcription factor 1-like. Gene Ontology annotation, molecular function: RNA polymerase II cis-regulatory region sequence-specific DNA binding; DNA-binding transcription factor activity, RNA polymerase II-specific. Bases 1118 to 2392 code for a protein of 424 amino acids. The transcript is spliced from 9 exons. The record is from RefSeq and is a predicted model, not a curated record. Gene Ontology annotation, biological process: regulation of transcription by RNA polymerase II; animal organ morphogenesis; brain development. NCBI's taxonomy places the organism in Eukaryota, Metazoa, Chordata, Actinopteri, Salmoniformes, Salmonidae. Gene Ontology annotation, cellular component: nucleus.
UGUGUGUGUGUUGGUAGUGGGAGAACGGGCCAGGCGAGGGAGCCGGAUAAAGAAAUGAGAGCAGAGAAGGGAAAAAAACCUGCCUAGAAGAGAGCGGAGCAAGCAGCGCUAUUCGACCAACGGAUAGGACAAGGCCAGCCACGGCUGGUCGGACGGAGUGGAGUUUAUUAAAAAAAAGAUGUAUUUUAUUCCGUCGUUUUAUUUGAUCCUGUAGGCUACUAGCUACAAUACUUCUUCCCAACCGUGCAGCUUUUCCUGGGAAAAGAAGGCAACGAAAACGGACACGUUGGGGAUUUCUGUGGACUAGUAACGUUAGCCGAGCUGUUGUAGGCUAGUGUGGCGCUACUCUUCUUUCUCAUUGUUAGAAAAACACGGAGAUACAUGGUGGUUGGAUUUCAAACUGGUUCGCCUACAUUCCCCGUCGCUUUCCACGAGACAGCGUUUGGAUAUAGGCCGGAUUAUUAAUUUGUCGAAUGCAGGAGUAACAUUUGUGACAAGCUAGUCUGCUAAUUGUUGCCAUUUUUCUCCCUCGCAGCGGCAGCUCGGUUCGUUCUCCCUCCCCCUCUUUGUCGUUCGCCUAGCUGACCAUUUUAAAGGCAGCUCUACCUUUCCAGGCUUUAUUUUUCCCCCUGUGGCUCCUUCUAUCUGCCUCAACCGUGGAACUACUGUUAGAACCCUGCGCCCGUGUUCGACUCGGAAUGAAAAAUAAAUCUAGGCCGGGUUAUGCCAAAGAAAAUAGUGUUUAUUUGUUUACAAAUACUGUGUAGGCCCAGAUCGACCGUUUACUUGUUUUUUUGUUUUACUUAGACAAUUGCAUGUUUACAGCUUGCUUGCUGCUAUUGGUCAUUUGAACGAGCAAUGGUAUUUUGUAGUUAGUUUGAUUUCUUUGUUUAUUGGCUACUUUGAAUAGUUUAGUUUGAUGUCUUCCUUUGUUUAUUGGCUACUUUGAAACACUCGGUGUUUCGAGUCAGGGACAUUAAACUGUAAAAGGCAACUAGCCUGGGCUACCUCUGGCGAAAAAAUAUACUAUCUUCUCAUCUUCCUCCCUUCAUCGGACAACGGUCACCUUUUCCCUCCCUAGUUUUGUCGCAAAAACGGCGAGAUUUUUCUGAAAGGCAUGGAGGACCAGGCCCGCAUGAUGUCGGGUCUCGUCGGGCUGUCCGGACUGUCUCAGGUCGACGUGGGGGACCAUGACGCCGGGAGGAAGCAGCACUCCCUCGGCCAGCCGCAGCAAGACAUCGGGGAUAUCCUCCAGCAGAUCAUGGCCAUCACGGACGAGAGUCUCGACGAAGCCCAGGCCAGGAAACAUGCGUUAAACUGCCACAGAAUGAAGCCCGCCCUCUUCAGUGUGCUGUGUGAGAUCAAAGAAAAGACAGUCCUCAGUAUCCGUGGUAUCCAGGAUGAGGAUCCACCAGAUCCCCAGAUCAUGCGAUUGGACAACAUGUUGCUGGCAGAGGGCGUGUCCGGCCCGGAGAAGGGUGGGGCCUCGGCGGCGGCUGCGGCUGCAGCGGCGGCAGCUGCGGGCGGGUCUCCUAACGACGGCAGUAUAGAACACUCAGACUACAGGGCCAAGCUGACUCAGAUCAGAGGAAUAUUCCACUCUGAACUGGAGAAAUAUGAACAGGCGUGCAGUGAGUUCACCAACCAUGUGAUGAACCUGCUGAGGGAGCAGAGUCGCACGCGGCCCAUCUCUCCCAAGGAGAUAGAGCGCAUGGUGGGGAUCAUCCACCGCAAGUUCAGCUCCAUCCAGAUGCAGCUCAAACAGAGCACCUGCGAAGCCGUCAUGAUCCUACGCUCCAGAUUCCUCGACGCCAGACGGAAGAGACGUAACUUCAACAAGCAGGCUACUGAGGUGCUGAAUGAGUACUUCUACUCCCACCUGUCUAACCCCUACCCCAGUGAGGAGGCCAAGGAGGAACUGGCCAAGAAGUGUGCCAUCACCGUCUCUCAGGUGUCUAACUGGUUUGGUAACAAGAGGAUCAGGUACAAGAAGAACAUAGGGAAGUUCCAGGAGGAAGCUAACCUGUAUGCUGUGAAAACAGCUGUAGAUGCAGCCAGCGUCUCCUCACAGGCCAGCCAGGCCAACUCCCCCGCCACGCCUAACUCAGGCUCGCCAGGGUCGUACAGUCGGCCCAACACAGGCCACGCCCACUCCGGUUUACACCCGACCAAUGGGGAGGGGUUAUUUCUCAGCCCUCCUCUGCAGCCUCAGGUGGAUACCCAGCACCGUGCUACACUCCUGACGGGAUGUUAUGAGGAGCUGCCUGGAGGAACUCUGUUUCCUCCCCACUGUCUCCAUGUUGAUAGUGGAUGGCAGGACAGCACCGAUCCCCCCUCCCUCACCCCCCCUCACGGGGCACCGGGCAGCGUGCACUCGGACACCUCAAACUGAGACACACACUCACCCCAAACGCCCCCCACCCCUCUACCCUUCAAAUUCCACUUCCUCCACCCUCACACAGCCACGCCUCUACCCACCCAAUCACUCACCUGUAUCUCAAACUAACCCAAGUCCCAAUCCCUCUCCUGUAUCUCAAACUAACCCAUUUCCCAAAUAUGCCCCCCCACAUAUCAGUCGUACCUCAAACUGAGACAACUUCCCCCUGCUUUACCUGUACCCGAGCAUCACUCUCCCCCUCCACUCCCGAUGCACCAUAACCCCCUAGCUCUUCCUUCCUCUCUCCCGCCUCCUCUCCCCCCUCCCCUAUCCCUCUAUCCCUCCUCCCCCCUCCUCUCCCUCCCUCCUUUAUCCCUCUCUCUCUCCCUCUGCUAUCCCUCUAUAUCCCUCCUCUCCCUCCCUCCAUUGUCUGACAUAAGUCUUUUUCUUUAUUUUUAUAACCACUUAUUUUUUCUCUCGUUUAAAAAAAGAAGAUAAUUUAGUCACAUGUAUUUUUUUUUUUCUAAUACUGUUUCACAAAGACGCACCAGCCGCGUGUGUUGGAGCCUGACGUGGACGCAUCAUGUUACUCAAAAAGAAGAAGAAUAAUAAUAAUAAAAAAAUGAAUAACAAGAAAAAUAAAGAAAAAAAAUCUACUGUUUCUCGUCUUCCAUGCAUGUAGUCCCUUUUAGGUGUUUAGCAACGAUUGUACUUUUCCUUUUACUUUUUAGACUUUUUAAAAAACAAACAGUUGCUACAGAGACAAAAUGUACACAACGGAAAGUUCUAAAUGGCAGAAAAUAACCAAAAAUGAAUAAAUACAUUGUAUGUCAAUUAUUAA